CGCGACAAGGCAGAUCUCUCGUUUUGUGGCUUGAGAAUGAAGCUCCCAGGGCUGCUUGGCCUGAUUGGGCCAUUCAUGGCACUCACCGACGCCUUCGUCGUGCCGAACCACAAUCACGUCAGAACGGGGAGCACACACAAUGAGGGAGGGGAUGCGCAAUGACGCACUCGGUGACCUGCCUGUUGAUGUGUGUGUGUGUUUGCCACUUGCAGGGCCUGCAGCGACCCACGAUAAGGCGGCAUGCCCCCUCAAGGACUCUGAGAAUGCAGGAUGAGGUAAAGAGGCUGGCAGGGCAGCCGGAGGGCGGUGUCAAGGUUUGUGUGUCUUGCCUGCAGGCCGUGGCUGAGCCGCCAGCGCCCCCACCAUCUGCGGUCGCGCCGACCGCCCCGCCCGUCACAUUCUCUUCACUAGAAGAGGUCAGUCAACAUCUCAGCCACCUUAUAUCCCACUGUACGAUUGUCUGUCUGUCUGGCGUUUGCGCAGCUUUUGACUUUGCUGAAUGACGCGGGUCAGAAGUCGGGUACGAUCAGCCAGCUGACGGGGAUGGAGAAGUUCUUUGUGAUGUCUGGUGGGAAGAAGGAGGAGUACUUUGCGCGGGGCAACGUCAAGGCGUGUAUCUUCUACAAGGUGGAUGUAGACGAGAGUGAGAUCGGCUACCGGCCCGUGUUCUUUGUCAUGGACGAGGGCAUGGAGGGCGACAUUGACGACCUCACACCCGCUGAACUCCAGCUCUACAACGAGUGAGUCAGCCACGGACGGAACACCGACACACACACACACACACACACACACACAGAGAGAGAGAGAGAGAGAGAGAGGGGGUGGAUGGAUGGAUGGGGUUUUGGUUCAUCUGCUGUCUGUCUGUCUGUCUGUCUGUGUGGUUGGAUUUCAGGUGGAUGGCUCCCGUGCAGAGCAUGCAGAUGGCCGCCGAGGCCAAGAAGAGGAGGCUAGAGGGAUCCAAAUACUCAUACCCCGUAAUCUCGCCCACACGCCCAUAUGCACCCACAUGCCGCCCUCCACACAUGCAUCUUGGUGUCUGGUGUGGGUCAUCCAUCCAUCCAUCCCUUUCUCAGGAGGACAAGGACGCCGACCGAGCCGGUGAGGUUGAGAUCGAGCGGUGGGUGGAGCGGGGCCUCCGCGACGAGUGGGAGAGCUUCGGCCUCUCGGCCGCCGGAUGGUGGGACGAGAAGAGCCUCGAGACCUUCAGCAAACACGUCCUUGAGGGCGCCGAGGCGUCACAGCUGCAGAGCUGGUGGGAAAACUAUGACACCACCACCAUGGCAGACGCUAAGAGGCUUAGGCAACAGGUGAGCAGGGCAGCCAGCCUGCACACGGGAGAGUGCAGUGCAGUGCCGCCGUGUGUGUGUGUGUGUGUGUAGGAGCUGUAUGGGCGUAUGAAGUAUUUUGCGGAUGAGUGGGGAUUGCCGGACCCCGGCAUGCCGGGGCCCGACGAGCGGCCCGUCGAGGCCAUGUUCAAACUCUACAAACAGAAACUCGCACAAGUGGUACAAUUACACACACACACGCUCUCCCUCCCUCCCUCCCUCCCUCCCUCACAACACAUGCGCCUUCCCCUUCUCUCUGUCUCUGUGUGUGUGCAGGUGUCCGACUACACUGCCAAGUUGGAGACGGUGGUCAAGCAGACGGACCAGGAUGUCGACACGUACCUCGACAGGGUCACCACACUGCAGAAGCAGAUGAAGGUCCAGAUCAAGAAGAUCCCACUCGCGCCAUUCUUCGAAAACGUCGAGGAAACGCCCGAAAUGAAGGCAGCCAAGUGGGUGGAGCAGAAACCACCCACAUAAGCACAUGACCUGACCUGCACAUUCGUCCGCAUCUUUCCAUCUCUUUGUGCGACAGGGAGGAGGUUGACGCUGAGUUUCGAGCGGUGCUGCAGGGCAUCCAGGCCGACCAGUACAAAGUGCCCAUCACCGUCUCGACUGUCGAGAAAAUGGUAUUAUACACACAAUGGAGCAGAGCAGAUCCAGACAGGUAGACAAGAAACGACAAUGUGUGUUGCUUGUGUGUGUGUAUGCUGUGGAUGCAGGCUUUCCCCGCCAAGGCAUCAUCAGAGUCAGAGUAGAGUUGAGGACCUCGGCCCGGCCACUGUUGUGUGAGGGAUGGAUGUGUGGGUGGCACCCCAACACAAUGGUCUGUCUGUCUGUCUGUGUCUGUUCUACCACCUCUCACUCAUCGAUAGUUUGUUUCACCAGUCAGUGCCGAUUUUUGGCUCCAUGACAAACAUGCUUUUCAACGACUCUACUCCACAGCGAGACAGACAGACAGACAGACACAUAGACGGACGGACGGACGGACGGGAGGGGUGAGUUGAUGCGGCUCACAGGAGGGCCGUGGUGUGCCUGCCUGCCUGCCUGCCUGUGUGUGUUGUGUCUGUUGAGUGGGGGCCGUGCUUACAGACAGAGAUGUGACUCGACAGCUGCUACUUUCAACUUGAAACCCAGAUCGGC
Vitrella brassicaformis is the source of this 2468-nucleotide messenger RNA. Lineage: Eukaryota; Vitrellaceae. The record is from the annotation of a GenBank genome assembly.